This is a messenger RNA of Dibothriocephalus latus, 766 nucleotides long. The record is from the annotation of a GenBank genome assembly. NCBI's taxonomy places the organism in Eukaryota, Metazoa, Platyhelminthes, Cestoda, Diphyllobothriidea, Diphyllobothriidae.
UGUCUUCGACAUUGGUGUGGCUGAGUUUAAGUGUGAUACCCGACGCACCACGGAGAUCCUGGACAUUCCGCACGCUUGGUACCGCAGCAGUUUGGCGCGUGCCCUUUUUAUCGGCCAGACCGCAACUAUGGAAGGUAUGGAGCCUGGGGUUGCUCCAGCACAGACGGCUGACGAGGAGAGUCUUCCCAGCUUCCGACCGGAAGAAGAGGACGAAGCUUCAAUGGUCAGUGAUACUUCCUCGCGGGCUGAACGAAUUCGCCGACCUUCGCCGGCCGCCCCCACUCGGCCCUCCAUCAUCGCGUCCGACAAUCCCCUCGGGUCAUGGCUCCAAAAGACUAGUCAAGCCUCUCGCCGCAAAUUUCGUCGUAAUGCCGGCACUACUGGAGCGCAGCCCUCUGUGGUCUUUCGACAGUCACCCGUCCCCAGCCAAUCAGCUGCAGCCAUGGAGGAAGCCCGACGACGCAGCGCGACUACACCUCACGAGGCGCCCUCUGCCUGUGAGUCUUUCCCCGCUGGUGGCGUCUCAAAUACUACUACUUUACCGCCAAGAAUGUCAUCUGCAGCACCCAGUCAAGGCGGCAGUCUCGGCGUCGUCUCCUGGCAGGCUCUGCCCAUCUUCUAUGUAAAUAUCAGUCAGCUGGACGUGGAAAUGUACAUUGGCAGUGCAAUGGGCCUGACACGGUGCGUCCUCCCAGCCUUUUUUUUUCAAGACUUAGUUUCCAUUUGCAACCUGCUCAUCGGUCUUCCGAUUUGUUUCGACGACUAG